AUGGCCGCACCUCUGCCAUCCGCCGUGCAACUCGUCGCCUCGUCCACCCCAUCCACCACAGGCACGACUCCCCUCCCGUCCGGCGCGACGACGCCGACGCCGUGCGAACCCCCUGAAAUGGUCCUCUCUCGCGACGCAGUCCGCCGCGUCGCCGCAGCCCUAACCGCCGCCGGCCACGCCGGCGCCAUCCGCAUCCUCCCCGUAACAGGCAACACGGCCGCCACUGCCGCCGCGGCGCUCAACUGCUCCACGGGCGCCAUCGCCAACUCGCUCAUUUUCACUGGGGGCGACAAGAAACCUCUCCUGGUCCUGACGAGUGGUGGACAUCGUGUGGACACGCGCGCAUUGGGCGAGCGGUUGGGGUGGAGUAAGAGUGCGAUCAAACGCGCCAAACCCGAGGUCGUUAAGAGUGCGACGGGGUUUAGUAUUGGGGGCGUGGCGCCAGUCGGAUUCCCACAGCCGAUCCGGACAAUUGUCGAUGAGGAACUGGGCAAGUAUCCAGAGAACUGGGCGGCGGCAGGUCAUCAUCAGGCAGUGUUCGCUAUUGCGUUUGAGAAACUCGUGGAAAUCACAGGGGGCGAGGUCAUGAAGGUCGAUUAG
Molecule: messenger RNA, 600 nt
Organism: Cutaneotrichosporon cavernicola
Lineage: Eukaryota; Fungi; Basidiomycota; Tremellomycetes; Trichosporonales; Trichosporonaceae
Exons: 2
Coding region: 1-600 (199 amino acids)
Molecular function (GO): aminoacyl-tRNA deacylase activity
Source: RefSeq, a predicted model, not a curated record